AUGCAAAGGGGUCGUUUACAAGAAAUUUUUCCGGUUGCUUAUAAAGCUUCAAGGCAUAAGGAAGCUUCUAUAGCCGAGAUGAUUGAGAAUGGGAGGUGGAAAUGUAUUUUCAGGAGGAGUUUAAACGCAAAUGAAAGACUGGAGUGGGAUUUGUUGUGCCGUGACAUCCCUAUACCAACUUUGGAAGAUGGCGACGAUGAGGUAAUCAUUUUUGAGAACUUUAGUUCCAAUAGGUGUUAUGAAUUACUGUCAGGAGAUCAAAUCCCGUGUGAUUUCAAUAGACACCUUUGGAAGACUACAAUUCCAAACAAGGUAAGCUUUAUACUCUGGGCUUCUUUCCAUGAUUUUCUUCCAACUAGAGAUAUGUUGUCUCAUAGAGGUAUCCAAAUAGAUGGCGCUUUAUGUGUGUUAUCUGGAGGCGAAAAAGAAACCACUGACCAUAUGUUUAUGCAUUGUUCUUUAUGGUAUGGGAUUAUUUCAUCAAGGCCUUCAAGAUCUCUUGGCCUUUGCCGAGGACGUUGUUUCAGUUGUUUGAAGCAUGGAAUACGAUGUCCUUAUUGGAAGAGGUAA
Papaver somniferum (opium poppy) is the source of this 570-nucleotide messenger RNA. RefSeq lists its product as uncharacterized. The record is from RefSeq and is a predicted model, not a curated record. The coding region runs from base 1 to 570 and encodes 189 amino acids. The transcript has a single exon. NCBI's taxonomy places the organism in Eukaryota, Viridiplantae, Streptophyta, Magnoliopsida, Ranunculales, Papaveraceae.